Messenger RNA from Anolis sagrei ordinatus, 4405 nucleotides. RefSeq names its product glycine receptor alpha 2 (gene GLRA2). The record is from RefSeq and is a predicted model, not a curated record. NCBI's taxonomy places the organism in Eukaryota, Metazoa, Chordata, Lepidosauria, Squamata, Anolidae. Gene Ontology annotation, molecular function: transmitter-gated monoatomic ion channel activity involved in regulation of postsynaptic membrane potential; transmembrane signaling receptor activity; glycine binding. Gene Ontology annotation, cellular component: synapse; neuron projection; postsynaptic membrane. Gene Ontology annotation, biological process: chemical synaptic transmission; nervous system process; response to amino acid.
UGUGUGUCUCGAUUCCAAGACUGAGGCAUGACUUAGACUGUCUUCCCCACUCCCUGCGAUGAGAUGGGCUUUUCCCUUCCCGUUUGCGCCCACCCACCCUUCCUUCCUUCCCCACCUUGCGCCAUUUCUGCCUCCCACCGCCCCUGGCUGACACACCAAGACGGCUGGCUGCCUUCGGAGAUCUCCUUUCCGCCCCCGAACGGCUUCGUGGUCCGAGGAAGGGUCGGAAAGCCACCCCCUCCCCCCUCAUCCACCGAGAAGAGACCCGGGCGCUUUGAACGCCUUGUUUUGGGGAGGUGGGAAGCCGCGUCUCUGAACUCCGGUCACGUUUGAUGGAGCCCGAAGCAUGCGCACAUUGCAGAAGCCGAGCACGGAGCUGUCCAAGUGCUGAAAUCGAGAGUCCGUGUGUAAGAAGGAUCCUGGGCUUUCCCCCCUCCCUCUCAUUCCAGCACAAGAAGAGUCCCUCUCCCCACCUUCCCUUUCCCAAGCUCAGCACCAAUCAUACUCUUUCGAUAUUUAUAAGUUGGUGAUAAGGAAUAGAGAGAGGGUCGAAGGCAGGCAGUCUCUUCCCUCCAACCCUCGUGCGUAUUUUUAAGGACGUUUGGCACCCAUUCCGGGAAAAAAAACACCCCACAACCAGCUCCUGAAGACAAGACAGAGCAACGUGGCAGCAUUAUCCUCCCCCUCUUUUUUUGAGUGUGUGUGUGUGCAUGAUGUUAAGGUAGAAAAGGAUUGAGGAAGGGGGGAUUCUGGGGGGAGGGAAGGAGGGAGAGAUCCUCCAGUCUUCGGCUAGAGAGAGUGGCCAAUUCCAGAUGCUUGGUACCUUUUGCUGCUUGGGAUGAGCCGGGGUUUCGCCUAACCAUGAUUCCAAGGACUGGUACUUUUGAUUUCCUGCCAUCUCCACGACAUGCCAAGGAAGGUCUUCUUUUCCUGAUUCUAAAGGAUUUCAAAUUACUGCUGGAUUUGGGGAUUUAGGCAAGGCGCCCUACUUUUGGACCACCCUGCCACCCUUUCUGAUUGCCGCUGGAAUCGUUUCUGGGAGAUUUUUUUUCCACCUCCCAGGCAGAAAACAGGAGGAAUGAACCGACAGCUAGUGAACAUUUUGACUGCCUUAUUUGCCUUUUUCUUAGAAACACACCACUUCAGGAUGACUUUCUGUAAAGAACAUGAUUCCAGAUCUGGAAAAUCUCCUGCACAGACAUUGUCUCCUUCAGAUUUUUUGGACAAGCUGAUGGGGAGAACGUCAGGUUAUGAUGCAAGAAUAAGGCCUAAUUUUAAAGGUCCUCCAGUAAACGUUACUUGCAAUAUUUUUAUCAACAGUUUUGGAUCUGUCACAGAAACCACAAUGGACUACAGAGUGAAUAUUUUUUUGAGACAGCAAUGGAACGACUCCCGUCUUGCCUACAGUGAGUAUCCUGAUGACUCCUUGGAUUUGGAUCCUUCCAUGUUGGACUCUAUUUGGAAACCUGAUCUAUUCUUCGCCAAUGAAAAGGGUGCAAACUUCCAUGAUGUAACCACAGACAACAAACUUCUGAGGAUCUCCAAAAAUGGGAAAGUGUUGUAUAGCAUCAGGCUAACAUUAACCUUAUCCUGUCCCAUGGAUCUGAAGAAUUUCCCCAUGGAUGUACAAACAUGUACAAUGCAACUAGAAAGCUUUGGCUACACAAUGAAUGACCUGAUAUUUGAGUGGAUGAGUGACGCUCCCGUCCAAGUAGCGGAAGGCUUGACUCUACCACAGUUUAUUUUGAAAGAAGAGAAGGAACUUGGCUAUUGCACAAAACACUACAAUACUGGAAAAUUUACAUGCAUUGAAGUAAAGUUUCAUUUGGAGCGUCAGAUGGGAUAUUAUUUAAUCCAGAUGUACAUUCCUAGCCUGCUGAUCGUCAUUUUGUCCUGGGUUUCUUUCUGGAUCAACAUGGAUGCUGCUCCAGCCAGAGUUGCCUUGGGCAUCACUACAGUCUUGACAAUGACCACUCAGAGUUCAGGCUCCAGAGCUUCUCUUCCAAAAGUCUCUUAUGUCAAAGCGAUUGACAUCUGGAUGGCUGUUUGUCUUCUUUUUGUUUUCGCGGCAUUACUUGAAUAUGCAGCAGUGAAUUUUGUGUCAAGGCAACACAAGGAAUUUCUGAGACUCCGGAGAAGGCAGAGAAGACAAAACAAGGCACGGGCUGUGACUGUUGGGAAUGAAAGCGUCGAAUCGGUACGGCGCGCAAAUGGCUUACGGAUAAAAGAGGCAUCACCAUACGGGCCAGUGAAUCAGAUCUGCAAUCAGAGGGAGGAAGGUGGUGCUCGUGACAGCCGGUUUAAUUUUGGUGGCUACGGGAUGGGCCACUGUCUACAGGUGAAAGAUGGUGCUGCAGUCAAAGCCACUCCUCCCAACCCUCCGCCUCCACCCCUACCAAAGGAUUCAGAAUCUAUCAAAAAGAAGUUUGUUGACCGUGCCAAAAGGAUUGAUACAAUAUCCCGAGCUGCAUUUCCGCUUGCCUUUCUCAUCUUCAAUAUAUUUUACUGGAUUACAUACAAAAUUAUACGCCAUGAGGACAUUCACAAAAAGUAAACAGUGCUUUGUGAGCUGGGACCCUUCUAGCCAAAGUGACUCACUUGUAAAUAGAGAGUGAAAUGUCAUUUUUUUCCCUGUCAUUGAGACAGAGGCUUUGUUGUCUUGUAAUUCUAAAGAGGCCAGGGGUGGGGCUGAAGAAAAGAAAAAGACAAGUUUUGGUAACAGAUGCACACAACAACAUGCUGUUGGAUCACAAAAUGAGGUUGUUCUUACCUACUUAUGGCAUGGUUCUUCCAGACUCUUGACAAGAUAAAAGAAAGCUAAAUGGGGCCAAUUUUUUUCUUCCCAAAAAUCCAUGUUUCUUUCCCCCUAAGAUUUAUUUAAAAAAACACUUAGCAUAUACUAUGGGGACUCUCUGCAAUGGCCACACUGCUAUGGAUUUUAAGAGGACCAAACUUUUUUUCAGGGUAAUGUUGCCUUUCUGUGUGAAACAAGCCUACUAAACUACAUUCCUUUAAUGACUGUAGUUAGUGGCUUACCCAGAAGUCCCUUUGUGGAUUGUAAAUUAUUUCUACUAACAGGGGGUGGGGAAAGAUUUAUACUUUAAUAUCCUUGUUGGUGUGCAUUUUAAUAUACUUGCUUUCUUAGAACUGUAACUAUCGAGUCCAACUUGUGUAGAGUGUGGUUGAUUUCAUUGCUUCCACUUGUAAAAACAACAGCUUGUUUUUAAUCUUGGUUCUAAGUAACGAUGGCCAGAUGCCUAAGAGAACAGAAUAGCUGUUAUUUGCAGAGCUGUACAGAAAAUGGAUUUUCUGUUGCAAACUCUCUUUUUACAUUUGCUUUGAAUGCGAUUUUCCUGCUUCUUGGCAGGGAGUUGGACUGGAGUCUCUUCGAACUCUAGGAUUCUAUGACUCUACACAAUGCAGAGCCAGUCCAAGGCAUUUUGACAUCUGAGGUGAACAAAACAAUGGCCAGAGCUUGGACAAAUUUCUCUUUCCCCCUCUCUCCCUCCCUCCCUUCCUUCUGACCUACAGUUCUUUGAAUAUUUAGUCACCUUGUGCAAAAAAGGAAUUUGUCCAUGUUUUAAAGUUGUCACCUCCCCACAGGGGUGGUUGCUGAUUUUCUCUUCAACAUCAAUAACGAGACAAAGGCAUCAAUUGUGUCUGAAAAUAAUUAAUUAACUUAAGGGUGUUGGGCAUAGUAGUUCAUAUUCAAUGCUUUGCUCCCACCUCUCAGCAUCUCCCACCUAAGGCAUUGGUGUUCCAGAAUGGUGGAGCCAGCUGCGAUUAAACAAGCCAACCUUUUUUCUUUUUCUUUUUUGCAUCUGGCCAGUCUAGUUCUAAGAGAGUGCACUUAAUUUCAUUUAUGCCUGGUUAUUUUUUUUUCUUCCAAUUAACUACAUGCAACAUAUGGUGCCAAACUGUAAUUUACCUAUUGUAUUACCCUGUAAUGCACUAUUGAUUAAGAAUUUGUCUCCUGGCAUAGCUCAGUUUAACAUUGACUUUCCAUACUGCUCUCAUUGUAGCUGCGAGUUAAUAGCUCUGUAGGUAAAUAUGACACAUUUACAGACCUCUAAUUUAUAUCUUUAUUAUAAAAAACAAAAACAAAAAGUGGCUAUCAUUUUAAAUGUCCUUGACUAACUGACAAGUUUUAAAAGUGUACUGUGAUUUUCAUAACCUGUUAACCUUUUGGUGCCAGAGCUAUGUGGUCCAACCCCUUGGUAUGUGUUUUAAAGUAGAAAUAAAAAGAAUUAAAACCCAACCAAAAUUUUGAGCUAUUUUUGCUUCCAAAGUGGGUGAGGCCAAAAUCUGUAAUAUUGAAAAUAAAAAAGAAUUGUGAUUUUAACCUUAUUGUAAAAUGUUUUAUUACCCAAAAAAGGUAAUUCAAUAAAGCUACGUGUCUAAUUUA